AGCAAAGCAAGUAUAGUAUCCGAAAUGGUUGCUUCUCUUUCCUUUCAUCUCUCACCUUUUGUCUCGUAGCUCUCUUUCUCUCUCAUCUCUCUCUCUCUCUCUCUCUGGCGCCUUUCCCCGCACAACACACCAGGCAGAGACCCAGCGAGCGAGCGAGCGAGCAAGCAAGUCAACCACAAACACAACACAGGAAAAACUCCAACCCCCUUUCACCAAUUCCAAUUUCCAAACCCUCAUUCAAAUUCAACCCUUGUUUUUCAUUUUCCAACAUCAUUCUUUCAUUUUCCAUCCUUUCAAACCCAAAACCCUAGCCCCUCUUUUUCCUCCCAAAUGCCGCGUUUUUUCUGAUUCUAUUCCUCAACGGAGAAUCGUCUUCACAGAGAUAGGGUUAGGGAUUUGACGCGAAUGGAAGGGAGCGGGGACAUAUUCAGAGCUUCUCCGGUAGCCGGAGCAUCAUCGCCGUCUUCUUUGUCAUCAAAUUCGAGAAGAUACGGAUUCCCUUCAGCAGCCAGCAUAAUCCAGGCACCGUUAUCGGUGCUUCUAGAAUAUUCAGGUAUUCUUCCCGCGAGGUCUAACCAGCACCAACCUAGCACCGAUGCUGUCCCCAACGACAGCGAGGUUUCAAUUAGGAUAAUCGGUUCGACAGAGCAGGAUAAUCACAGGGAAGAACAGACUCCUCUGGUGGUGGGGAAUGACGGUGCUUCUGCAGGUGCAGCUGGGAUGACGUCUUCUCCUUCACAGGGUGAUGUUGAGGGCGUUUUGCGGACGGGGAGUGGAAGUAUUGAUGCAGAAGCAGGUGGUGGUGGUGAUGGUGUUGGUGCCAAUGGGAGGGAUUCAUCUUACCAGAGAUAUGAUAUUCAACAUGCUGCUAGGUGGAUUGAGCAAGUCUUGCCCUUUUCUUUGCUUCUUUUGGUUGUUUUCAUUCGCCAGCAUUUGCAAGGGUUUUUUGUUACCAUUUGGAUUGCUGCUGUCCUUUUCAAGUCAAAUGACGUUCUGCGGAAACAAACAGCAUUGAAGGGAGAGAGAAAAAUGCCUGUUUUGAUUGGAAUUUCUGUUGCUUUUGCACUUCAUGUUGCUGGUGUUUAUUGGUGGUAUCAAAAUGAUGAUCUAAUGAAUCCGUUAGUCAUGCUUCCUCCCAAAGAAAUACCACCUUUCUGGCAUGCUAUUUUCGUCAUCAUGGUGAAUGAUACUUUGGCGCGCCAGGCAGCAAUGAUUUUCAAGUGUAUAUUGUUAAUGUAUUAUAAGAAUAGCAGAGGCCGCAAUUACCGUAAGCAGGGGCAAUUGCUGACUUUAGUUGAGUACUUCCUCCUGCUUUACCGAGCCUUGUUGCCAACACCAGUUUGGUAUCGUUUCUUCCUGAACAAAGAAUAUGGAAGCCUCUUUUCAUCACUGAUGACAGGGUUGUAUCUAACAUUUAAGCUCACAUCUGUUGUUGAAAAGGUGCAAUCUUUCUUUGCUGCAGUAAAGGCAUUGUCACGUAAAGAAGUACACUAUGGGGCUUAUGCAACAUCCGAGCAGGUCAUUGCAGCGGGUGAUCUUUGUGCCAUUUGUCAAGAGAAGAUGCAUGCCCCAGUCUUACUUCGUUGUAAACACAUUUUCUGUGAAGACUGUGUAUCAGAGUGGUUUGAGAGGGAAAGGACCUGCCCAUUGUGCAGGGCGUUGGUAAAACCUGCAGACCUCAGGUCAUUUGGUGAUGGGUCUACUAGUUUGUUUUUCCAGUUAUUCUGAAAUCAUAUACAAGCCAGGAAGUUUUUUCUGCUUUGAAGCUUUACUUGUCAAAGCAGCAAUCCUGAUCUAUAUACAUCUACACAUGUAAAAUUGACUGGAGUCAUUUUGGAGACACUAUGAGAAGAUGAAUGCAGAUAAAUAGAAUUUAACUGGUCACCUAUUAUUCAUAUAAUGUACUUGUAAGAGGUUAAGUGUAUUAUAUGACCCUGUAAACUAGGAAGUUUAUUAAAUGUAUAAUUAAAUGUGGCUCUUCAUUUGCAAGGGAAUGAAGACGUCUUUCUCCAAACUGCGAUCUGUUAUAUAUUGUGAAUCAAAUUAGCAAGUCUAUACUUUUUUCUUUCUUUCUUUUAA
Messenger RNA from Cicer arietinum (chickpea), 2079 nucleotides. RefSeq lists its product as uncharacterized. Gene Ontology annotation, biological process: positive regulation of ERAD pathway. The record is from RefSeq and is a predicted model, not a curated record. Gene Ontology annotation, molecular function: ubiquitin protein ligase activity. Lineage: Eukaryota; Viridiplantae; Streptophyta; Magnoliopsida; Fabales; Fabaceae.